AUGAGGUUCCUGCAGCUUGGGAAGUUCCGGAUCGGAGAUGUGGAUGGCAGGCGCUUCGUGGUCACCCAUCUCAAAACCGGAAAUCUGCUUCAGCUCUACAACAGUGACGGCACGCUUGACCCGGAUGAAUCAGCGUCUUGGGCCGGGCAGCUCAACAAUCGCUAUGCCCAGUUCCACUGUGGCGGCGUCCAGACAAUUCUUGGCACCUGUCCCGGCAUCACCACGGGAGACCGAUUCAUGCAGUUGGGCGAUUGGCGCCUUGCUGCCAUGGACAACAAUCACUUCAGCAUUUCGCACCGCAACGGUGAGACAGCCAUGAUUUACAAAUCUGAUGGGACACUUCACAAAGGGCCGCGGGAGGACUGGGGUGGUUGGGACCGUGAGGCAAAGAAAGUCACAACGCCAGGUGCCUCCCUGUUACAGUGGAUGGGAGGACGGCGGCGGCUGCUCAAAAGUAAGAAAAUUAAGUUUCCUCAAGUCCGACAUGAAAGGAUCAAGUUUGGAGAUCGCUUUAUUCAAUUCGGCAAGUUCCGAAUUGGUGAAGCGGAUGAGACCCAUUUCUCCAUUUCGCACAAGGGCAAGGACGGCGAAACCAGCCAAACCAUUCAGAUCUUCCGCUCUGAUGGCACCUUGCACCCUGGUCCUCGCACGAGCCAUGGCUUGUGGGACCGUGAGACGGGUGCAGCCCAGGGGGUUACGUUUGGAGAUCGCUUUGUGCAGAUCGGCAACUUCAGAAUUGGAGACGUCGACUCCAGUCAUUUCUCAGUGUCGCAUGUGCAGGGGCAGACCAUCCAAGUCUUCCGGUCCGACGGGACGACGCAUCCAGGCCCUCGCACAGAUUGGACGACAUUCGGCCGUCAGCUCGUGGAUUGCACAGUCGAGUAA
Messenger RNA from Symbiodinium necroappetens, 885 nucleotides. NCBI's taxonomy places the organism in Eukaryota, Dinophyceae, Suessiales, Symbiodiniaceae. The record is from the annotation of a GenBank genome assembly.